AUGGCCAAAGCUGCGUUAGCGGAACACAGUACGACUGACCAGCAGAUCAUAUCCUUUAUUCAGCAAUACCCUGCCAUUGAAGAGUUGGAGAUCCAGAUGAUUCUGAGGGGUGCUGGUUGGACUACCCCGAUUGUUGCUUACCUUAAAAAUGAGACACUUCCCGAAGAUCGAGAUGAAUCUCGACAAUUGAAAGUUUGGGUAGCAUGCUUUAUGCUGAUAGCGGAUGGACUAGACAUCAUGGGACCCUUUCCAAUGGCAAUGCGACAACUCAAAUUCCUAGUUAUGGGGAUUAACUACUUCCCCAAUUGGGUAGAAGCAGAACCACUGGCAACCAUCACGGAGAAGAAUGUCCGUAGCUUCGGCUGGAAGAGCAUUAUCUGCAGAUUUGGGAUCCUUAGGGUCCUCGUCUCUGACAAUGGCAAACAGUUAGACAAUGAUGCAUUCAAAGACUUUUGCAAUCAAUUAAGGAUAAAAAACCACUACUUUUCAACUGCCAACCCACAAGCCAAUGGGCAAGUUGAGAUUACAAACCGAUCCUUAUUCAAAUUGAUCAAGACUCGAUUGGAGGGGGCAAAGGGGAUAUGGCCAGACAAGCUACCAAGCAUCUUAUGGGCAUAUAGAACAAUCGUCUAG
This is a messenger RNA of Quercus robur (English oak), 633 nucleotides long. RefSeq lists its product as uncharacterized. Bases 1 to 633 code for a protein of 210 amino acids. The record is from RefSeq and is a predicted model, not a curated record. Gene Ontology annotation, biological process: DNA integration. NCBI's taxonomy places the organism in Eukaryota, Viridiplantae, Streptophyta, Magnoliopsida, Fagales, Fagaceae. The transcript is spliced from 2 exons. Gene Ontology annotation, molecular function: nucleic acid binding.